AUGUGGGGGCAUCUGACGUCGUCCCUGCGCCGUCUCACAGUGCGCUCCGGCGAGCCGCACACGGCGCCGGACAAGCCGCUCGUCGUCGUCUUCGGGGCCACCGGCGCGCAGGGUAGCAGCGUGGUGGCGGCGCUGCUGGCGAGCGGGCGCUACCGCAUCCGCGCCGUCACGCGCCACGCCGACUCGCCGCGCGCCGCCCAUCUGAGGGACGCCAAGGUGGACGUGGCGCAGGCCGACCAGGCGGACCGCCAGGCUGUGCGGGCGGCGCUGGAGGGCGCAUAUGGCGCGUUCGUGGUGACGGACUACUACUCGCUGGGCGAGCGCGAGGAGGAGGUGGGGAGGGGCGUGGUGGAGGAGGCGAGGGGGGCGGGCGUGCAGCACGUGGUGUGGAGCACACUGCCCCACGUGCACCGCCUCUCCAAGGGCCAACUCAACGUGCCGCACUUCACCGGCAAGGCCAAGGUGCAUGCCUCUCGCUCGCUCCCUUCUUUCCCUGCUCCGCUGCUGUAUCCCCUGAUGCUGCCUUACCGCAUGCCUCUCCUUAUCUCCAGGCCUUGCGUUUAUGCCCCUGCUGCCCCACGCCGGGUGCCACACACCAGGUUUCUCUCGGGUUUUCAACUCCUGCACCCACCCUGGCACCGUUGCUCUGUGCCCUCUCUCCUGGUCAUCUCGUCCUGGCAGGUGGAGGAGGUGGUGAGGGCGAGCGGCUUCAAGCACCACACGUUCGUCAUGUGCGCCUUCUACUAUCAGAACUUCUCUCACUUCAAUCUCACCAGGGAGGAGGCAGACGGCACGGUGGUGUUUGAGCUGCCCAUGGGACCCGAUGACAUGCUGACGGCCUUUGAUGUGGACGACACCGGUGCUGCUGUGCUCAACGCCCUUGACCACCCGGAUGACUGGGACGGCGAGUACAUGUGUCUGGCGGGCUACCACGCCCCCGUGCACCAGUACAUCUCCGACUUCCACCGCGUCACGGGCCAUCCUGCCCGCCUGCACACCACUGACAAGGCCGCCUCCGAGGAGUGGACGCAGAUGUUCCGGUGGUUCUCCCAGCACACGUACUUCGGCUGCCACGACAUCAGCAACGCGCGGCGCUGCAACCCGCACCUCAAGACAUGGCGCCAAGUGGUGGAGUGA
Messenger RNA from Closterium sp. Yama58-4, 1137 nucleotides. The record is from the annotation of a GenBank genome assembly. NCBI's taxonomy places the organism in Eukaryota, Viridiplantae, Streptophyta, Zygnematophyceae, Desmidiales, Closteriaceae.